UUUCCAACAAUGGGCUCAACUGACGCGCCACACUUGAGUAUCGAGAGCGGGUGGUAUCUUCAGCAACCUCCUGCAAACCCAUUCAUCUCAACAAAGCGGAUACGAUCACAACAACCUCUACCUGGCAAAAAAAGGGCCCGCCUGCUUGUUGCAAGCUGACGAUAUUGUGACGGAGACAGAGUCGACGACCUAACGAUCUUUGAUGUUCUGGUCAGACACCUGAAUGACUUUCUUCACAAACAACCUACCACACCUGGGAAACUGCGUACUCGUGGAUCGAAAUCGAUUGCUUUGAAAGUUUCAUCGCCAGGUGGCGGGACGCCUGAUAUGCCAGUAGUUCGCGAGGUCACCAGCAUCACACCAAGUCGGUGCUCAGAGCGGAAUACCCAUCGACCAAGUGUUGUUGCUGUUGCACAUACACACCAAGGACCGCACUAGUGGAGUGACAGAACGCUUGCAACAUCACCACGUGAACCCACAUCUCUCUUCAUCAUCUUUCUUCCCUCAUUUCCUGGAAGCUCGGUGUUUACGUGUUUGGCAAGAUUCAUCGAUCUUUCCAGGUAUAUCGUGCAGGUGACCCGGCGGAAUCGCCUCCUCGCUGUCAUUCCUUCUAUCGUCGUCGUCCUGAUUAAGAUCGUCAACAUUGUCGUCAGAUUUUCCUGGCAUCGUCAUUGUUGACUGUAAGUCCUCACCGACUACGAAGUAUAGUUUCUUCUAGAACAGUUCAGGAGGAGCUAAUCACGUGUGCACAUGGUUUUCUCGGAGAAACAAUUCUCCAAGACUUGAUCGAAUACAGGGGAUUAAGACAACCUUGAAUACAGUUGGUUGUCCUGGCAACGCAGAACUGCAGCAUUGACACUGAGCAGUAACUCUUUCAGGUAAACGUUUGUGCAGCAGAUAAAUAAAUAACACUUGACCCACGAGUGUCACGUGACCUGAUCGUCGGCGCUGAGGUCUGAGGAGGCGCAAUGGAACCCUGGCGAUGGAGGUUCGCGCUCGCAGUCUCUAUGGCAGCUCUUCUUUUCCCGCACUGUGUCACGUGUCAAGCUAACGUGACCGAAACAGGAAAUUCGACCAGUCCUCUGACCACCGCUCCCACAAUCAACUCCAUCAGCGCCCCGAUUACGAAUGAAACGUUAACAGCUCCUUCAAACGCUACCGGACAAGAGAACGUAACGGCCCCCGGUAAUGUCAACCCUCCCCAGACCAACAGUUCUACAACUAGCAGCAACAGCAGCGUAAAUGAACAUAAUGUGACUACCGCCAUCACCCCUACCACCACCACCAGCAACAACAGCAUUUCUGUCAACGUCACAACGGCUGUGCCUAACAACGUCAGUUCUCCCAACGUGACAACGGCUUCGCCCCCUAUUGUGACUGUUACGAGUCCGCGCCCAGUGUGCUCCAAUGACACGUGCAAACACGGGGUCUGCGGUGAAAAGAAUGGCAGCGGAGUCGGGUGCAUUUGUCAACCGGGGUGGAGGGGAGAUAACUGCAGUGAGGAUAUUAAUGAGUGUAGCCUUGGAAUAUGUGUCAACUUUGAUCUGUGCACAAACCUGGUUGGAAGUUACACGUGUUAUUGCAAAAAGGGAUGGGCUGGUACAAACUGCUCAGAAGAUAUUGAUGAAUGUGAAAAAAACCACCCUUGUGGAGAUGCAAAUUCUAUUUGCAAAAAUACCAACGGAAGCUACGCCUGUUUAUGUAACGAUGGUUUCGAAAGGGUGAACAGCACUGCCAAUUGUACCAAAACAGUUAUCAUUGGCAACAGUCUAGAGACAAAUGUUGUCUAUGGAGAUGAGGAACUCUUUGGACCAUACCUAAUACCUCAGUCCUUUCCAUUUAAUGGAAAAAAACAUUCCGCUUUCUAUGUGAGCAUAAAUGGUUAUGUCAUCUUUGAUGAUCAACUAAAGAGACCCUUCAAGCCAUCUAAUGAAACUGUUUUGGAAGGCCAGUCCAUUAUUGCUCCAUACUGGACAGACAUCGAAAUUCCAGAGAAAAGCAACACAUCUAAACUUUUCCAUUUGGAGCUUUCACUCGAAAAUGCCCUAAAAUAUAAUAAAACUAAGGCAUAUUUUGAUCAAAGUGCUCAAAUCCAGUCUAUCAUGAAUGAAAGUAAAAUACAAACAGAUCUGACGAGUCCCACUUUUAUUGCGGUACUUACCUGGAGUGAAGUACUGCCACAUAAGGCAGAAAAAUUUGCCAACCUGCAGCCAGCAACAUUCCAGUUGGUUCUCAUGACAGAUGGUUUUCAGUCUGUUGCAAUAAUUAGUUACAGAACAAUCUGGCCAGCAAAUGAGCAUCUGAAGGUAGAUACAUACAUCUCUGGGAAUCACCUGGAACCCAUUAUUGAUCUGAAAGUGCCUAAAAGACAAGUCAUACUUCUUUCAAAUGAUUCAAGACCAACCAACACCUAUGCAGCCUGCCUGCAGUGGCGUUUCAAGGACCACUUUCAAAACUAUACUAAGAUUACUUGCCCCUGUUCUUUAGUUCGGGCCAGACAGGAUAGAAUGUUUACUGUGGAUGAAGGACAGCACAGGGCCCAAAGUAAAGUGUGGGACUCUAAAGGAACCAAAGCGAUCUGCUACUAUGAUGAUAACAGCAACAUGCUGAUCACAGACCCUACUGAGCUGAGAGGAAAGCCAGCAAUGUUCAAGGACCAAGAAGCUGAGAGUGAUUUUCAAACUGGUUGGACCCACUGCUGCAAUGGCCGUUCUGAAAUGUGCUACAGAGUGUUUGAAGUAUUCUCUAUAGCAUCCUGCAGUGCAUAUACAGCUUUGGUGUGGGGUUUUGUUCAUGUGUCUACUCUUGAUGGCAAGGAGUUCAUCUUUAAUGGAUGGGGGGAGUAUUUGCUGCUUCGUGCAGCAGACAGAUCACUGGAAAUUCAAGGCAGAACCCAAAAACAUCAAAACUUUAAUGUUACAUUGCUUAUUGCAGUAGCAAUUAAGGUGGAUCAACGACCAGUUGUUGAGAUUCAUCAUGAUGCUACGAAGCAGCUGUCUGUGUACAAAGAUGGCAUAAAACUUAAUACAAACAUCACUGAUGAAACAUUUAAUCUACAAGUUGACAAUAAUACUGUGAUCAUCGCUGUCUCACCUGGUAUAGCUCUUGAGAUAACAACUGCUGCAGAUGGUCUGUCGCUAGUACUGUUCACACCACCAGAUCAGUUACAGAAUUCGUCAGGCCUGCUUGGCUAUGCAGAUGGAAAUCCUACUAAUGACUUUCUGCUUCGCAAUGGUACCACUUUUCAGGAACAGUUGACCCCUGAACUUAUUUUUCAGUAUGGGCAAUCCUGGAUGCUUCAGAAUGCCAGUGAAUCAUUGUUCAACUACACCCUAGACCUAAACAAAGGGUCAUUUAAUGAUUCUCAGCACCGAAACUUCAUUCCAACAUCGGUUCCUGCAUCUGACAUUGACAUUUUGUCAGCCCUGAACCAGACAUCUCAAAUGGAGAACGGAUUGUCCCACUGUAAUCACUCUCUUGCAUGUCUGCAGGAUUUUUUUAUCACCAGGAAUGAAAACUUUUCGGAAAGAGCAUCAAUAAAGGAUACAAUAAAAGCUCAGAUUUAUCUUUUAGGAAAAAGCCCUCCUGUGUUUAAAGAUCUUCCAAAGGUAUGGAACAUUUCGCUCACAGCUGGAAUAUUCAGACUCAAUGUCACAGCUCUGACAGCCACUCAGGUGUCAGUUCAGAAUUAUACGCUUUUGCCAAAUGGCCUGAAUGCAUCUCUUGUGCCACACCAGUCCUCAGCAGAAUUCACCUGGUACUUCUCACCUGCAGAACUGCAAAACAUGACUGAGGUCCCAUUUUUUAUCUCAGCAAUUGAUGAAUAUGAGCUAAAAUCUACUUAUGAGCCCAACAUUGUUGUAUGUGCUUGUCAACAAGAGCUACAGUGCAACUUUGCAAUCUCUUCAUUCAUGCUAAGCUCUCAGCAGAUGACAGGCUUGCUCUACCUCGUAGAAUGUCAGUGUGGACUCAACCGAGGGGGGCGAUGGUGUGAAAAGGAGGUUGAUGCUUGUGAAAUAUGCUAUCCUAAUGCAACCUGUAACAAGACUUUGACUAACAGCACCAUCUGUCAGGCUUGUCCAUAUGGCUAUGAAGGGAAUGGCAUCCAGUGCUAUGAGGUUGAUGAGUGUCUGGGGGUAAAUGAAUGUGAGCAGUUCUGUCAGAACACCAUUGGAAGCUUCAGCUGCCACUGUGGGCCUGGCUUUAGGCUUGUUGGCAAAGGCCACUGCCAAGACAUUAAUGAGUGCAUGGAAAAUCAGACAAUCUGCUCUGACCCCAGCAAACAGUUUUGCACCAAUACAGUGGGUUCCUACCAAUGCCUGUGUAGACCAGGAUAUGGGGGAGACAACUGCAGCACAAAAGUCCCCUAUGUAUAUGGAGGUCAGAUCGUCUUUGCAGCAAUUAGAGAUCAGGAAUGGUCUGAUGAUCUCAAUCAUGCAGAAUCUAAGGCAUUCCAAACUUUGGCAAAGAAAGUUAGCAGUCAGAUUUUAGCUGUUUUAAGCAAGACAAAGGGUUUUGAGAAUAUCGUUGAAGUGAACGUGAUAAAGUUCACCAAGCUAACUGCCAAUGGGGUGCAGAAACGCAGCACAGACAGUGCUGUAUCGCCACAGACUGCAGCAACAUUUAAUGCGUACAUGACCAGUAGCCAGAACAGCAGCACACUCAAUACAGCCCUUAAAGCAGGAUUUGACGAGGCCUGUACCAACAUCUGUUCUUUCGGAAAUGAACCAGGACAGCUUUUGGGUGUCAACCGCGAUCAAACUGGAUUUGAUGAAACCUUUGAUCUUUGCCAAAGUGAACGCUUAAAUGAUUGCCACGAUCCUUCCACUGUCUGUAUCUCCUACAACGGCACAUGGAUGUGCCAGUGUCGCACUGGCUAUGAGCGCUGGGAUCUUCAAACCAAUGCUUGUGAAGAUGUGAAUGAAUGUUCACAAAACUCCACAGAGAACCUUUGUGGAAUGAAUGGAACAGUGUGCAACAACUUGCCUGGAACUUAUAAUUGCACCUGUUCUGACCUGUACCACUGGUCUAACACAGAUACCAAAUGUACUUUGUAUGACUACUGUGCGGGAAACCCUUGCUUUAAUGAUGCUGAGUGUAUCAACACAGGGGAAUCACCUGGAUAUGCAUGCAGAUGUAAAUAUGGCUGGACAGGAAGCACGUGUGAUACUGACGAUGAAAAAGCAGCAGAGAUGAAAAGAACUGUGAUAGGACUUGCAGCUGGACUGGGAGCCUUUUGUUUUCUCCUCAUUGUCAUCAUUAUUGUCAUGUGUGUCAUCAGAGUGAAGCGAAAAGGGUCUCACUACACCUCAUCAUACAACGGGACAUACACCAUUCCUCGGCCUUACCUUGGUUCAGGCAGUGAUCUGGAAAUGUCACACAGAGAGUCUUUGCAUAAGUUCACGGACUUCAGAAGCAAUACCCUACUAGAUGUGGAUGAUGAGCCAACCCAUCCAGCUCGUGGACCACAUGCGCGUGAAUAUGACAACCAUUCCUUCGUCAAUGAUCACAAUAAACUUUGAUGAACCAUUUUUCAGUCUUCAAGAUGCAUUCCAUCAUCUGUGCCAUUUAUCAACAUAUCAUAUAUAUGCUGUUAUGAUUGUUUUUGCAUUUUUAUGAAACUGUUGAUUCAUUCACCAAGAUUACAAUUAAGGCUAAUUUCUUGAAGAGCUCUUGACAGUUUCAGAAUUAACAUAAUUGAAGGUCAUUGUUGUUUUUUCAGAUGUGGUGUUCUAGCAAUCAGAUCAAGAGUGCUUUCACUGUAGAGUGACUAUAACAAAAGAUUUGCUUAUUAUUUUUUAGGAAGACCUUCACAGUGAAGUGAAUGUAAACAAAACUUUUGUGUCAUCACAGUUCUGUAUUUGAGCACCAUGUUUCUCAGUGUCUAAAAAAGGCACGUCCCAUAACCUAGAGUAGAGUGAAGAUAAAUAGUUUACUGUGUCCAAGGCACAAUAUGUCGAAGCCAGAGUCUAACUCCUUUCCGCUAUCUUUACUUUCCUUCAAAAAUCAACUUCCUGCCAUCAAACAGAUUUCUGACACCAUAGUCAUAAAGUGAAGGUAAGUCUGUCCCCAGGGCAACAUGGGGAAAUCAGAGGUAAUGUCUUUUUUCCAUAACUACCAGGUGAUGUCCAGACCCUGUGAAUAUUUCAUUUAUGUAACUUUACCCCAGGGUAUCUUUUCUAUUGUUUUUUUUAACAUGGCUGCUAGGGUAAAGCAACAUCUGCGGAAUCUGGACACCACUUUUUUACCACAAUAAGGUUAUCCUCGAUUUCUCUGUGCUACCCCUUCUUAACAGCUUACUCUUUUUCACAAUUCAUAAUUUUCACAACUAUGGUCCAUGUAGGGUGAGUGGGAGGGUUUAGUUUCCCAGCCAUGGACUCAAAAAAGGUCUUGAAUUAGUGACCUGCCUCAUAGUUUGUAAUACUAAGCACCAGAGUAUGGUGCCUCCUCCAACAACACAAGAAAGGGAGAUCCCAUAUUUACCAGUGUAUUAAAAAGGACCAAUACAUUAACUACUUGUGACAAAAUAGCUUUGACACUUCAGCUGCGACAUGAAAAAUAAUUUACUGUCACAUGUGGCUUUCUUUGCUUUGCUUAGAAAGACAUGGUGGCUUGUGAUAUUAAAUUUAUGAGUAGCCUUGUUUGUUUGUUUGUUUAUUAUUUUUGUAAAAAGAUGGGACUUGGAAUGAUGAAACUGAGAGCCUUUUUUAAUAUUGUGAUUUGUUUCAAAUACUUGUAUUUUUGUGUUUUUAAAUUACAUAUUUUGUAUGUUUAUUUAUAAUGUGUGUUGCUGGUUGUGAAUUAAUUUUAACCGAAAAUACAUUUUAAUCAAUUAAAGGAAAUGUAUUUUUAAGAACAGAUAUUACUUUUUGCUAGAAGGUGCAAAUAUAACAGGAUCUUUCUAUGCGAGGUGAAUUUUUGUUUCAUAUUUAUGAUUAAUGCAAUGCUUCUUGAUAUAUAUAUAUGCUAAGCAUAUAAUUAUGCACUCUUCAAAAAUAUUACUUGUCAUGUUUUACUUGUUUCUGUAUGUGUGCAUUUGCAUGUAUAUAAUAAAAUGUAAUGAAAUGCCUUAUCCUUUAUACCAACUCGAGUAUGUUGGUUUUAGAUAUGUAUUAUUAUUGCUUCUUCAUAAUAUAACAAUUAAUAAGGAAUUAGGUUUUGAUUUUAUUAAAAAAAGUUAUUGCCUUUUUUAACAUUUUCAAGCGAGAACAAAGUUUUGUUUCCUCCAGCAUGCAGGCUGCAGAUUGGUUAGCUUCUCUGUCAAGAUACUGGAAUGAUAACUAAAAGUGCUGUUUCUUCAGACUGCACCAUUCUGAAUGCAAUUUUUCAGGAAAAAGCAUAUUAUUAUUAACCUUACGUGGUGGACUAUUUCCGUCUGAAGAAAAUGUACAAAGUACGAGGGUCGUUUAAAAAGUUAUAAGCCUCACCCAGAAGGAGUUGACAAGACUGUUUUUCUCAAUUUUUCUAUAUAGUCCCCCUUGACGUCAAUGUACUUGGUCCAUUAUCUGUGCUGACCCUGCACCACUUGAAUGCAGCAGCCGUCUUCACAGUUGCAUAGGAAGGGGAGUCCUCAGCAAGUGUCUGUACCAUGUUCUCAUGGAUUUCCUUGGGUGUCAUACCUUUCUUUUGCAGAUACUUUAAAUCUUCUCGGGCCUAUGUUUUGUCCAUUUUUAGAUUUCUCCCACUGCCCUUCACCUUUGUAUGGCCUUCAUGUGCACAUGGAACAGAAAUCUAGUAGUUUUUCUAGUUUUAUGAGAAGUGAUAGUGUGUUACCACAAUAGAAAUGUUCAGCUAUUGCUCUUUCUGGGUGAGACUUAGAAGUUUUGAAUGACCCUAGUACCUAGGUAUAGGUGUGCUGUUACUUUUUGACAGCAGUAAAUAAAAGGUCAUUGUUUUCAUGAGGGUUUGAUUUUUAUUGUACCUGAUUAUCAAGGUCUUCCUAAUUUCUUCCUCAAUGUUUUCAUUGUUUACAAUAUUUCAUGUAUAUGAAGUAGUUGCAGGGAUAAAGUAGGUACACACCUGUGCAGUAAUCUAUAUCUAUACUGAAGAUAAUGUUAGCAAAAAUGCAUUGGGUUGUAUACUGUGUAAUAUUUCUCAGCUGCAUAGAUUCCAUUUUGUACCAUUUUAGGAGACAUGGGAUUUAGGGAUACAUCAUCAAAGCUUUGAUUUCUAGCCAACUUUAAAGAUUGUCUAGUUUGCCUUCUGUGACCCAUCCCAGUUUGGGGGUGAAGGCACCGGAUGCAGGUCAAUACUGAAGGACUUUGUUUGGAGACUUUCUGCAAGCCACAGUAUCAUGCACAUAAUGGGCACCAUCUUGUCCACUAAGAUCAGGGAGAUGGUUAAGUGCUAGUGGAUGUCGCCUGUCAAUGCAUAAUUGGACAUAGCCAUUUCAAAAUGGUAUCAAUAAUUAUAUAGAAAAGAAAAUGUUUACAAGACUAGUCAAAUCUCUUGAAAUUUUACUGGGAUUUAUUUUGGUGUACAGGAGAUGGGGAAAGUUAUCCAAAUGAACGUCUGUAGUGCAUAAGGAAUACACCAUAUUGCGAUUAAAAUUCUUGUUUCUGGAAGUUGAUUAGAGGUAUGAGCUGGGCUUUCACAAUUUUUUCAAGUUAUAAGAUUUUUGAAAAAGUUUACUUUAGUUUUAAAAAUACAACAAAAUAUAUUACUUAUAUACAGGAUGCAGAAUACUACUACUUAAAAUUUUUUUUUGGUUAAUUGUAACCCCUUACUUUUUAAACAAGUAGACCUUGCCCACCAGACUUUGGGAUUCUGACAAUUAUUGGAAAUUAUCAUUAGCAUGUGCUCUCACAAUUUUCCCAAUUUUGAUGAUAAACCUAUAAUACUGUUAGUUUUAUGUUGAAUCGUCAUCCAUCUUGUCAUUUAUCACAGUGCAAAGUGCUAAAGUGAUUCCUCAUUGGCUUUCGACAACUGUGCUGCUGCUGUAACGUUCAGGUAGUUGCUGUAUUAUAUUUGUGCUUUCCAAGGAAUCAGGCAUCAGAGUAGGCAUUUUUCUGGACAUUUAACUUCCACGUUCCCUAAAAUAGUAUACAAUUUACACGUGCAACUCAAAUGCAUUGCCUCCACUCUUAUAUAAAAUGCAACUUGUUAAAAUAUAUAGCAUUCAAAAUCGAUUGUUAAAAUGGAUUGCUGUUUAUUAUAUCUGUUUAGUUCAUAAAAAUUAAUGGUCAAAUAUAUUUGGCACAAGACAGUUAAAUUUUUGUCUAAGCAGCAGACAACCACUUUAAAAAAAAAUCUUGCUUUCUGGGGGGAGGGGUUUUAACUAAAAAGCAAAAAAAAAAAAUAAAAAAAUAAAUAAAAAAAGUUGACACCCAAGACUCAGGUUAGCUGGUUGAUUUUGGUUAUGGUGCUUUGCUAUGGGCUAUUUCAGUUUCCAGAUAUGUCAGAGGUUAGAACAGUGGCAUUUUGAGUUUCUUGCUUUUUAGACUGAGCUAUGACAACUGGAAAUAAAAAGACAGGCAAACAGUC
Messenger RNA from Pomacea canaliculata, 9483 nucleotides. RefSeq names its product mucin-like protein. The transcript is spliced from 31 exons. The coding region runs from base 969 to 5522 and encodes 1517 amino acids. The record is from RefSeq and is a predicted model, not a curated record. NCBI's taxonomy places the organism in Eukaryota, Metazoa, Mollusca, Gastropoda, Architaenioglossa, Ampullariidae. Gene Ontology annotation, biological process: cell-matrix adhesion. Gene Ontology annotation, molecular function: calcium ion binding.